Molecule: messenger RNA, 4638 nt
Organism: Stegostoma tigrinum
Lineage: Eukaryota; Metazoa; Chordata; Chondrichthyes; Orectolobiformes; Stegostomatidae
Gene: myot
Product: myotilin
Exons: 15
Coding region: 64-1926 (620 amino acids)
Source: RefSeq, a predicted model, not a curated record
GUGAUUGAUAUUGCUUCAACAAAAAGAAUUAACAUCUGUGAUUCAUGUACGACAGAAAGCAUCAUGCCACAGGUGCAGAGGAAAUCAGCAACAGUGUCACUAACUCUAGCCCCUUGUUCUGCAAGUGAAGGUUCUGCAAACCUGAGAAGUCCCCAAACGUACUCCAAACCUGUUCAGACUUCAUCUGUCAACAUCCAGCAGAGUCAAGAGACCCAAUAUUCUACUCAUUCAGGAGUUUCAUCAGAAUUUGCCCCAGUGUUCACAAAGUACUUGCAGGAUGUUACAUCACCGAAGAGUCAGUUAGUUGUGCUGGAGUGCAGAGUCCAGGGUUCGUCCCCUUUAAACAUCCAGUGGUACAAGGAGGAAAGGUUUAUCAAGGACUCUGCAGAUUUUCGAAUUUUAAGAAAGAAGGCCUGUUUAACAGCUGUACCCGAAGAGGUUUGCACGCUGGUAAUUACAGAAGCUUUUCCAGAAGAUUCGGGAUUAUAUAACUGUAUUGCAACCAACAGGUUUGGUGCAACUUCGUGCUGUGCCCAGCUCACGGUCUAUUCAGAAAAUCAGAAGACUCAAGAAGUUCAAGCUUUUGAAUCUCACACAGGAAUGCACCCAGAUACCUCCCUGAGGCAUCCAACUGUUGUGAACGACAAUGGAAUUCAAACCACAGCAAACCACAGUAGUCAGUGUGUACUGGAAAACAUGAGGCAAAAGGCUUAUAAACAUCUCACACUUGGUUCAGAUGCUCAGAUCCUUGAAGUUUGCCCUGAGGUAGACACCUCUCCAACAAAGACAUCACAAACACAAAAUCACCAUCCUGAACUUUACAGAUAUCCCAGCAACUCUGGAAAGAUUAUCAAGUCUCCAAAACCAACUAGUGAUGAACAAAUACAAGGCUCCAAAAAUGCUGUCAUUCAGGACUUGGAGAGAAAACUGCGCUCUAAAAGUGAGCUUCUACAUGAUGGGCAGCAGCGAUUAACCUAUGAGCAAAAGAUGGCACGCAGAUUACUGGGAGUGGAGAACGCUGCUUCUGUGCUUGAACUUCAAAAGAUGGAAAAUGAGCAGAUUAACCAGCAACAAAACACUCCAGAUAGCCAAAGGUGGCAGACAUACCAAUCACCAGCAGAAAGACAGAAGCUCAAUUCCAGAGAGGUUGAAAAUGAGAAUGCAUUGAUCCAGGAGAAGCACUACCCUCCUCGUUUUCUACAGAAACCAGAUGAGAAUAUGCUAAUUCAGCAGUAUGGACUCUGCAGAAUAGAUUGCAAGGUCAGUGGUCUGCCACCUCCAGAACUUAUGUGGUACCUAAAUGGCCGACCUGUUCAACAGGAUCUUGGGCAUAAGAUGCUUGUAUCAGGAAAAGGCGUACACUCACUCAUCAUUGAUGCAGUGACAGAAAGUGAUGCUGGGAGGUAUGAAUGUGUAGCCAUCAAUCGUGCUGGCCAGUGCCGAUUCACAGUAAACCUUGAAGUUGAAGUACGAGGACCAAUACAGGCACCAGAAUUUGCUUACAAGCUCCAAAAUUCAAGAGCUGUUGAAGGGGGGAAAGUGAAGUUGGAAUGCCUGGUGACUGGACAGCCACAACCAAGAAUCUUCUGGAGAAAGGAUCAUGAAGUGAUCAAGCAUGACACCAACAGAAUCAGCCUAUAUCAUAGUAACGACGGUAAAGUUGGCCUCGAAAUUUUCCCAGUCGAUAAACGUGAUGCUGGGUGGUAUACUGUAUCUGCCCAAAAUGAAGCUGGGUCAACAAUCUGCACAGCAAGACUAGAUGUCGCUGCUUGGCCAGUGAAACAAGUUCCAAACACUAAGCCACUGAAGGUACGGCCAACAUUUACCCGAUAUUCAGUGCUUAACGGUCAAGGAUUUCUGCCCGAACCAGGAUCCCAAUAUGCAGCAACGUCAUACCCUGGUUUAGUAGAGAGUGAUGAAUUGUGAUCUCGUCGUAUUUCAACUCAGCAGACAAUGUUAACUUUUCAGCUAAUGGAAUGUAGUAUGUUUUAUCCGCACCUUAUUAUACACAAAACAAUUAGUUUUGAGUAUAUAUUUACAUUUAGUUGUAAAAAUGCAAAAAUACUACAAUACGUAAGUGUUGUGUGUUAAGGUUUCUUAGUACAUGUACAUACACUUAAGAUAUGCAUCUUAGCAGAAAAACAUUUACGAUAUGGUAGUUAAUCAGUUGAGAUGGAUGAGAAAAUAAUUAUAUGAAAGUAAACAAGCAGAAUAAUACAUGCUAAACUGAUUUCAUGGUAUUCUGCUUUGUAAGUGUGGCUGUGGUAAUGGAUAUCAGUAAAAAGUAAAACUCUUUAUUGUUUGUAAGCUCUUUUAAAUAGCAGCAUGUACAUGAAGUUUUUAGACCAAAACACCUUGCAUUUAAACCAUGAAGCAGACUAGGCCUGUACAUAUUAGUUUGAAGCAAAUAGCUCAUGCAGACUGAGUGGGUGCUAACUUUGUGAAAUACUGUUAACUGAAAAUGUAGAGCAGUAAACUGACACUAAUCGAUGAAGGAACAUUGUUACAAUACUACCAAAUGUGCCCGUAUGAAAAGCUAGUCUUAAGUAUAAUUUUGACAUUUAUGACUAGCAUAAGAGUUCCACUUAUCUGGGUAAAAGCAAUUUUCUGCCAAUUCAGGCACUCAGACCUGGAAAGGGGCGGACAUAAAUUCUCAGUGCAGCCCUACAUUUGUGGAAAUUUGUCUUUUUGCAAAAAUUAUUCUGUGCACAUUAAUGGAAUGGUUAUUAAAGGAACACAGCAAUGUGGAAAUAACAUUUGUACAAGAAUACCAUGUUAUACAUUAAUUUGCUCACCUGAGUACAGAAGGUGUGUAUUCAUUUACAGUGUUAAUUUUCUUGAUGAGCAUCAUCAUAUCUGUCCUUGAAAAUAAUAUUACUUUCUGAAGGGACAAUUCAACAGCAUUACCCUUGGAUAAUAUAAAACUGCUAACAAUCAAAUGAUUGCUGCUAAUAAGUGGAAAUAAUUUAACUAGUGAAAACACAAAAUCCUACAAGGACAUAGUCCAAGCAUUUUUUGUGAUGUUUUUCUUGAAGAAGUUACAAACCAUCCUUGGUCUAUAGCAAUAACAACAAUGAUUUUUAACAUAUUUAGCCCACUUAUUCCCAGCUUUCCACAUUGUAAGUCAGCAUCAUAAUCACAGCUUUCUGGAAUAACGGUCAAUAAAACCAAGUUUCUUCACAACUUUUGGUAAAUUAAAAACAUGGAAUGUUUCAUUUUGCAAUUUUUAAACUUUGUUGAUCAAUAAAAUAAUCCAAUAUUUAAAAUUUACUUUUGAAACUGCUUAAAAUUCAUUUUAACAACUCUGUCAGAAGGCACCAUACAAACUGAGCGUAUAAAUAACAAGAGAUGAUUUUCAUUUGUGUUUUGCUAUGAGACAUCACGGGUUUCUUAGCUGCUGUUGAGAAAAUGCUGAGAAAUUUCAUUGUGACUGGAAGUGGAGGAAAAUCUGUUGGAGGGUAGACACUGAGCUGAAAGCUGCAGGUACAGUGAGCAGACAAAAGGUGAACUGCAGGCAUCCAUACUCUUCCAGGAUUUCUAUCCUCAGAAUAACAUGCCAGCACUUUUCACAGAAGUGCUGAAGGAGUGUGCCUUUCUACAGUGAAGUUGUGAUAAAGUGGUAUUGCCCCAAAUAACAGCAAGACCUAUAGCCUCCUGCCAGAGCUAGCACAGCAUCAACAGUUGCAAUGGAAGUUACUUCUUUGUUCUGCAAUGACAGAUAUCAGCAGCAUCAUAAGUCCACAAUGCAACCUGACAGAAGGCAGCUUACCGACAUGAUAAUUUGCUUUGGCAAACAAUUAUAUAAUUUUACCAACAGAGACUGGAAACAGCAAAUAAAAGCUAUAAAGUUUGUUCUCAUUGCAGCCUUUUCUCAAAUUCAGCAUGCAUAUUGCUCAAAAGACCAUGCCACCUUCAUACAUUGCCAGGACUUUCAGUCAAUUAAUGCCCAACUGGCAACUGUGAUGGCCAGCAGUGGUAUUUGUUUACUAUCCUGGCAGCUGUUGCAAAAUCCUUAGACUUUGUAAAUCCUUCUUUGCUCCCGCAUUACGGAUCAGAUGCUGACUUCUCGGGGCUAACACAUUUCCAUCGUGAACAUGUUAUUCAUUGCCUUCAGUGAGCUGCACGCACUGUCACUAAACAACCGCUACACAGCUAGUCAACAUGCUUCCACCACCUUCCUCAGCAAGUAGGCCAUUGGAAUGGUGAAGCAAGGAUUCUACUGCCUGAUAGAUCUACAAAUAUGCUGCAAUGCUCAUUACAAUGAUUGCGCUUUAUUGGAGUUGUGUGUUGUUAACUGGGUAAUUAAACUGCCACUUGCAGCCCCCAGUGAUGAAGGAUUUUCAGCGCAACAGGAGUGAUCACCCUGGUGACAAGGAAGAUGCUAAGGAAGUUUGGAUCCAAUGGACUAAAUGGCUUUCUAGUCUAUAUUAAUGCUAUCAUUCUGGUUCUGUUUGUUACCUGCAGCCAGAGAUCUUUAGCAGCAACACGGAAUACAGCUUUGGUUGAAUAAUCCCUGCUUCUAAAUGUCUAAAAUAUCUCGCAGUGCUUCCAUCAUCUUAUGUACUAUAUUUGUCUAAAGAAUAAAUUGAUAUUAAUGUCAACUAAUGUAACCAUCGCUCUCUGUUCCAGGAACUGAUG